Molecule: messenger RNA, 1305 nt
Organism: Schizosaccharomyces japonicus yFS275
Lineage: Eukaryota; Fungi; Ascomycota; Schizosaccharomycetes; Schizosaccharomycetales; Schizosaccharomycetaceae
Product: CAF assembly factor complex subunit C
Exons: 1
Coding region: 1-1305 (434 amino acids)
Biological process (GO): mitotic recombination-dependent replication fork processing
Cellular component (GO): nucleus; CAF-1 complex; nuclear replication fork
Source: RefSeq, a predicted model, not a curated record
AUGGAUUCCGCAGCGGGCUUAAGCGUUUCUAACUCAGAAAUUGUCACCUCGGAACCUCAUUCUGAGUUUGUGAAUUCUUUGUCGACAGAACAGUCAUAUUUUCAUGCUCGCUGGAAAAAAAACGCAAGGUUUCUCUACGAUCUACUCGCUACUCAUGUACUUCCAUGGCCCUCGCUUACUGUGCAAUGGUUUCCGGACAUUGAGCGGCUGCCACAAAAGAACUGUCUUCGUCAACGUUUACUUUACGGGACACACACCCCUCCAGACGUGAAAAAUCAUGUCGAUUUGGCUAAUUUCGAGCUCACAGAUAUCUCUUCCAUGACGUUGGAUCCUAGCAAACAUUACGAUGAAGACGCUGGUGAAUUGGGAGGAUAUCGCACGGAACAGGUUUGUCGCUUUCAUCCUACCCAGCAGAUGCGUCAUCAAGGCGAUGUAAACAGGGCUCGGUACAUGCCCCAGAAUCCAGACAUCAUUGCUACUAUGAGUUCUGGCGGAGAAACAUUUGUUUUUGACCGAACGAAACACACGCUUGUUCCAGGGAGCGAGUGCUCGCCAAAUAUCCACUUCCUGAACGGACACACUGAAGAGGGAUAUGGAUUAGCAUGGAAUCGGUUACGGGAAGGACUUCUUCUUACAGCAGCGAAUGACGGAAAGGUUUGUGAGUGGGACAUGGAAAAUUAUACUCGUUCUUCGCACUCUGUUUCACCUGUACGCGUUUUCUCCAAACACAAAGCUGCUGUUAAUGAUGUCGAGUAUCAUCCACAACAUGUAAAUGUGUAUGCUACGGCGAGUGAUGAUGGUGACUGUUCUAUUUGUGACACACGGACAGAGAGUCAGACUGUUGGGAAGAUUACGUUUACAGACUCAGUUCGUGAUGGUCUUCCUUAUGCAGUUGCGCACCAUCCUGUUCAGGCAACUGUGAUUGCAAUUGGUACUGAACGGUGCAUUUCUCUGUAUGACUAUCGCGACACAAGUCGGCCAUUGCGUGUAGUGUGCAUGGAUGCCGCAUCGUUGGGACCUGUGGAUUCCCUGCCAAGUCAAAUAACGUACCCACUUGGCGCUACUAGUUUGGCGUGGUCCGCUUUCGACAGUAACAGACUGUAUUCGGCAUGUCAGAGCAUUUGUUCUGUGUGGAAUUUCUCGCUGGAAGAACAACCACUGCAAUUUGUCCAUGCAGGUCACAAAGCUGAAGUUUCCGAUUUGAGCGUCAGCUUGCACGAACCUGAUCUUGUUGCAUCAGUGUCGCAGGAUAAUGAACUUCACAUUUGGAAGCCGUCAACUAACAUCCUGCAUCCGCAAAAAUAA